CCCCACCCUGGCCACGUACCUAUCAGGUCCGGAGUCCUUUUGCCUACCCUUCCUGGGUACUGUACCGCUCUCACAGGAUGCCGGGUACAAAGAUACAGAUACGCCGCGAUCUGCGCGACGCUAUACUCUGACUCAUCCAAGGAAGGAAAUUAUCACCUAUCUUCCUUAUGAGCGGAGUGUCGUAAUCAUCUGGUGUCAUCGAAGAAGGCUGCAUACACAUGUGAAGGGGUGACUUGCAGCCAUGCAACAUCGCUAAGACUGGCCGAGGAUUCGUUGGUACUGUACGUAGUAGUAGCGCCGAGUUUGGACACAUCUGGAGCACAGGGACCACUCGCCCUGCAUGGUCCUUCGAGGUUCUGCAUCAGUGCGGAAUUACGAUCUUUACCUAGGUAUAGGUCUAUUUUUGGCUUCAGUUACCACGACAAGAACGGCAUCGUUACCGAUCACUCAUCGUCGUCGGCACCUGAACCUUGAAACAGUGAGUGACCAUCGUUUUAGAUUAACUUACUUACUAAUGGACCAUGACGAUGUACCCGUGCUGUGCCCAGGAUCAGACCAUCGAUGGGAAAGCCCGGUGGCUUACCUGGGGGCCGGAGGCGAUGAGGUAGGUAGGCGAGUAGGUACCUACCCGAUCAAUCUGUACUCGGGUACUCGGGUGUGGGUGAUCACGUGGUGUUGGAUGGUGGCUUGCAUGGCCAACAAGCUUAAAAGUUCCCUGCUAGUACAGUAUACUCGGCAUAGUAUUCCGCCUUUUCUUAAAGGCACACUUGACAGGCAAGAUGCAGACCACUAGUUUUGCUUGUACUAAAUAGGGAAUAUAUUCCUUGAAAAGAUAGAUAACACUCUCCCCCAGCCCUACAUUAGCCACCUAAUUAUAAGCACCUGUUCA
Messenger RNA from Xylaria bambusicola, 889 nucleotides. RefSeq lists its product as uncharacterized. The record is from RefSeq and is a predicted model, not a curated record. The transcript has a single exon. Lineage: Eukaryota; Fungi; Ascomycota; Sordariomycetes; Xylariales; Xylariaceae. Bases 341 to 793 code for a protein of 150 amino acids.